AGACAAAGCAUCAAGUAAACACCCCCACCCCCCACCCCUACACACCCCCCGAGAGAGAGUCAGACUCUCAGAGAGAACAAGAAAGAGAUCGGAAGGGAGCAGAGUUGAAGAUAGAGAGAGAGAGAUGGGUUGUUUCUCUCUGACUCUUUUUUCUCCUCUGCCAUCAUCACUCAACUCUUGGAAGCCCCAUAACCCCAUCAUCUUCUUCCCCACCACCACUCGCCCUAACCCAAACCCAAACCGCCUCUGCUUCUUCACAAACACUUCAUACUCCAAAACCAAGCUCAUCCCCCAUUCCUCUUCUCCAAAUGAUGCCUCCGCUAAUUCCGCUACUCCUUCGGGGGACAGCACCUCCAGCAAUUUCUGUAUUAUAGAAGGGCCAGAGACUGUUCAGGAUUUUGUUCAGAUGCAGCUCCAGGAAAUCCAAGACAACAUCAGAAGCAGACGCAAUAAGAUCUUUCUGCUCAUGGAAGAAGUGAGGAGGCUAAGAGUGCAACAACGUAUCAAGAGCAUGAAAGUUGCGGAUGAGAGUUGUGAAGUUGAAGAUGAGAUGCCGGAUAUCCCCUCCUCAAUUCCCUUUCUUCCUCAUGUGACACCGAAGACACUGAAGCAGCUCUAUUUAACAAGCUUUUCAUUUAUAUCCGGCAUUAUUGUCUUUGGAGGCCUGGUUGCGCCAAUUCUUGAGCUCAAAUUGGGUUUAGGUGGUACCUCAUAUGCAGAUUUCAUACGCAACAUGCAUUUGCCUAUGCAGUUAAGUCAGGUGGAUCCUAUUGUGGCCUCGUUUGCAGGCGGGGCGGUGGGGGUUAUUUCAGCACUGAUGCUGCUAGAGAUUAACAAUGUUGAGCAACAAGAGAAGAAAAGAUGCAAGUACUGCCACGGAACUGGAUACUUGGCAUGUGCCCGGUGUUCUGCAAGUGGUUUGUGUUUGUCCACUGAACCUAUAAUAACAAGUGCAACUGACCGCCCAUUGCGUGCCCCCACUACCAAAAGGUGUCUAAAUUGCUCAGGGGCGGGAAAGGUAAUGUGCCCGACAUGCCUCUGCACCGGGAUGAUGAUGGCAAGUGAGCACGACCCUCGAAUAGAACCAUUUGACUAGAAAGCAAAGCGCCUCCUAGUGCUGGUCUUGAAAGCUGUCUGCUGAUACCUUACUCUUAACUAUGUUUACCAACCAAAGAAGUGUAUCCCAAGAAGAGCAUACAGAAACAUGGAGAUGUAAUAAUAUGAAGUGGAACAGUGAUUUACAUUGUGCAAUAAAAGCAACGCUGAUGCGGUUUCUUGAAUGAUUUUUGAGUUUCUGAUAUGGUGGUAAUAGAGCUGUGACCCAUCAGUCUGUAUGAGUAGAAAGAGAGCUUUUGAUGGUCGGAGAGCAUCUUGAUGUUGUGUAUGGAUCACAAAUGAAUUUUUGUCG
This is a messenger RNA of Sesamum indicum (sesame), 1408 nucleotides long. Its product is annotated as chaperone protein dnaJ-like protein. Lineage: Eukaryota; Viridiplantae; Streptophyta; Magnoliopsida; Lamiales; Pedaliaceae. The record is from RefSeq and is a predicted model, not a curated record. Gene Ontology annotation, cellular component: chloroplast membrane.